AUGAACAACAGUCAAGAUCAUAUUAGCAGCAGUAAUUAUAAAGAUGAUGAUGAAGACGAAGUUCAACUUCCAGGGUUUCGAUUUCACCCAACAGAUGAAGAACUAGUUGGCUUCUAUCUUCGUCGAAAGGUUGACAAGAAGCCUCUCAGUAUUGAGCUUAUUAAACAAGUUGACAUCUACAAAUAUGAUCCAUGGGAUCUACCAA
Dovyalis caffra is the source of this 205-nucleotide messenger RNA. The record is from the annotation of a GenBank genome assembly. NCBI's taxonomy places the organism in Eukaryota, Viridiplantae, Streptophyta, Magnoliopsida, Malpighiales, Salicaceae.